Molecule: messenger RNA, 963 nt
Organism: Mercurialis annua (annual mercury)
Lineage: Eukaryota; Viridiplantae; Streptophyta; Magnoliopsida; Malpighiales; Euphorbiaceae
Exons: 2
Coding region: 173-670 (165 amino acids)
Source: RefSeq, a predicted model, not a curated record
UUAAGAAAAAUAAAGUCCGCUUGAAAGCAAGUCGAUCACAUAGAAAAGGACAAAGAAGGAGCCACACUGUUAAUUCAUUUGAUUCCAAUCCUUCUUCUUUCUCUCUCUACUCUAAAUCCCAUUGUGUAGCAGCUCCGAUCAAAACCCAGUUGCAGUUAAUUAGAUUGUUUUCAUGGAGAAUUCGAGUAUUGUGAAGGACAGUUAUGAUACCGGAAAUAGUCACCUCCACUCCUUUUUUUCUUCUUCAUCUGCUUCUGUCAGACAUGUUAGCUACAGCUGUGGGGCUUGUGGAUAUGAGUUGAAUUUAAGCUCCUCUAGUCGAAAUACCUCAGCAAUCGGCUCAAAAUAUGGGAAAUCUAUAAAACGAGGGAUCAUCUCAUUUUUAGACAUCGAUGAGAGCAGAUUUACUCAGGCGGAGGAAUUCCAAUGCAUUCCCUACUUCUCAAAGAAUAAGUGGAGUCUAUUCCGCCGAAGAACUAAACUUCUUUGCCGUAAAUGUGGUAACCAUAUAGGAAUUGCGUAUGAUGAUGAAACUUCAACCUAUCCACUUGUGUCGGAUGGUUCAGAUUCAUCGUCAGCCAAUGAUUCUAAACGUAGAAAAUUUGAUGUUAAAAUUCGAGCUUUACAACCUUCAUCCAUUGAUAGUUUUGGAGUUCCGCAUUACAUGUGAAGUCUUGGAGGCAGCUUUUCAGUGAUUCAUGUUUUGAUUACUCAAAAACUAGAGAAAAAGUUUUUCUUGUGCUAUAAUCAUGUAUACAUGUAUUCAAACUAUUUUGUCCUAUUUUGUUUGUGUAUUUUACCCUCAUUUUGUUAGAAGAUAAAUGGGUGAGUUGUACAAAGCAUUAUUACAGCCUGAUUCGCAAGAAAAUAUGAUGGAGCAAAGUCCAUAACCAGAUUUUAUUGUAGAAUGAUAUUGUGAAAUCUUGAAUUGAGUUCAUUGAGUGAGCAGAUUUUGGAGAACCA